Aureobasidium melanogenum CBS 110374 is the source of this 738-nucleotide messenger RNA. RefSeq names its product Cu,Zn superoxide dismutase-like protein. Gene Ontology annotation, molecular function: superoxide dismutase copper chaperone activity; copper ion binding. Gene Ontology annotation, biological process: removal of superoxide radicals. Gene Ontology annotation, cellular component: cytoplasm. The coding region runs from base 1 to 738 and encodes 245 amino acids. Lineage: Eukaryota; Fungi; Ascomycota; Dothideomycetes; Dothideales; Saccotheciaceae. The transcript is spliced from 2 exons. The record is from RefSeq and is a predicted model, not a curated record.
AUGAUUCCUCCGUUCGAAACAACCUUCGCUGUGCCUCUCAGCUGUGAAUCGUGCAUCAAAGACGUCUCAACGUCCUUGUACAAGCUUCCCGGCAUUCAGAAUGUUUCCGCCGACCUUGCGAACCAACUCAUCUCGGUGAACGGUACUGCCGCUCCUUCAGCCAUCGUCGCCGCUAUUCAGGACACCGGUCGCGAUGCCAUCCUCCGAGGCUCAGGCAAGUCCGAAAGUGCCGCCGUCUGCAUCCUUGAAACACACUCUUCUGCAGUAAAGGACCACGUACGCGGUCUCAUUCGUAUGGUUCAAGUCGCUUCCAACAUGACUAUCAUUGAUCUAUCCAUCCGCGGACUUUCUCCUGGCACAUAUCACGCGACUGUUCGUGAAACCGGCGACAUCUCGCGCGGCGCUGAAAACACUGGUGGCAUCUGGGAUAUGCUACGUGCAAAAGAGGAGGGUAAGCCUCAAUCUGCUAAGGGUAUCUUCGGUACUGUUGAGGUCAGCAAGAGUGGUAUUGCUUCCGUCUUCCUUGACAAGCCCAUUCAGAUCUGGGAGAUGAUCGGCCGCAGUAUAGUCGUCUCAAGACAGCAAGACGGCAAUUUCGACAAGGAGGAUCCUGACACUCUUGUUGGUGUCAUUGCCAGAAGUGCCGGCGUCUGGGACAACGACAAGACUGUCUGCUCGUGCUCGGGCAAGACUGUAUGGGAAGAGAGGACAGAGCAAGUUGGUAAGGGCAUGCUCUAA